This is a messenger RNA of Paramacrobiotus metropolitanus, 1105 nucleotides long. RefSeq lists its product as uncharacterized. The coding region runs from base 205 to 921 and encodes 238 amino acids. The transcript has 2 exons. NCBI's taxonomy places the organism in Eukaryota, Metazoa, Tardigrada, Eutardigrada, Parachela, Macrobiotidae. The record is from RefSeq and is a predicted model, not a curated record.
UGGUACACGCCGUAUUUACGUACGUUUUACAGUACCAAAAUUAAUUACUUCAACAAAGUAGUAUAACAGUACACAAACUGGCAUAAUAGUAAGUGUACUCUAGUAAGUAUCUGUAUAUUAAAUAAAAAAUAUAUUUUGUGUUUUUAUUUCUUCCUGGGUUAACCUGCUUAGCCGUAAAGCAUUUGAGCAACAGUUGCACCAUCCAUGAACGCGGAUUUUCAAAUGGCACUUCUAUGGAAAAUCAUUUUCAUUUCGACUAUUGCCUCGUUUUGCGCUGCCAACUUUGUGGACGAUAUUAAAGGUGCUGCCGGAAGCGCUUUUGAGAAAGUGACAGGCAAAACGGCACCGGAAGCCAAAGAUGAUGCAAAAGCUGCGCUGGAUGAGGCCCAGGAAAGCUUCAAAGAACGAUGGACAGAAGCACAGCAUAAAGGCAAGGAUGUUAAAGAUGCAGCAUCGAAGCAUCUUGAUGACAAAAAAGAGCAACUAAAAGACAAGGUCAAGGAGGGCACAGCAAAAGCACAAAAUUUUGCUGACGAUGCGUCCGCUAAGGCUGAAAAAGCUGUAAAUGAUGGAAAGAAAUUAGGAAAAGAUGUAAUGGACACCGCUGAAGAUGUUAAAGUUAAAGCGGAAAAGAAAGGCAAGGAUGUCAAAAAACAAGCCAAAGAUGCCGCCGAGUCAGCUGGUGACAAAGUCCAGGAGCUACAGGACGAAGCGCUAAAGAAGGCAAAAGGUCUGAAAGGCGACGCAGAAAAUAAAAUGGCAGAAGUGAAAGGAAAAGCCAAGGAAGCUUUUGACACAACGGCAGACAAACUUGGUGACUUUUCUGAUUAUGCUAAAGAAAAGCUCAGUGAUCUGAAAGAUGCGGCAAAGGAUAGCGUGGAAAGUGCUAAGGAAAACCUGAAGAAAUCCGUUGGCGCAUAAUAGGGAGCAAAAUUUGUGCUAAUACAUUUGUAAAUUUCAUGCAAACCGACAUGUGCAUUUUUAAUGCACCACUUGCUCUAAGUUUGUGCCAGUGUUUUAUUACCGUUUCCAAGUACCAAGUCGGCAUGCGAUAGCAGAUUUUGAAAUGAAAACUUAACAACAGAAACAAUGCUUUCAUUUUUGC